Molecule: messenger RNA, 1491 nt
Organism: Austrofundulus limnaeus
Lineage: Eukaryota; Metazoa; Chordata; Actinopteri; Cyprinodontiformes; Rivulidae
Product: cis-aconitate decarboxylase
Biological process (GO): defense response
Cellular component (GO): mitochondrion
Molecular function (GO): aconitate decarboxylase activity
Source: RefSeq, a predicted model, not a curated record
UUGAAGUCAUGCUAUCUGUGUUACAGAAAACCGUUAGACCUGUUCAGGCUGCCAGAGGACUGCAUAAACCUGCACUGGAUGUUGUGAAACAGCUGGCUCCUGAGGACACAGUCACAGCCAGUUUUGGGAAGUUCAUCAGUGAGGUGAAGCCCCAGCACUUGUCUCCUSUGGUUCUCCACCGCAGUAAAAGGAUGGUGCUGGACAGCAUCGGUGUCGGCCUCAUUGGAAGCACAACAGAUGUGUUUGAACUGGCCCUUCAGUACUGCCAGCACAUGUAUGCUCCUGAUCACAUCAGUGCUGUGUAUGGACGCAGAGGCAUCAGGCUGUCCCCAACUCUGGCCUCUUUCYUCAACGGGGUGGCGACUCACUCCAUGGACUUCGAUGACACGUGGCACCCAGCAACUCACCCUUCAGGAGCCGUCCUUCCUGCAGUGUUAGCUCUCAGUGACAUGAUGGCGGCUCACAGCAAACCGAGCGGUCUGGACUUCUUGCUGGCCUUUAAUGUUGGAAUCGAGAUCCAGGGUCGUCUGAUGAGGUUCUCUAAUGAAGCACAAAACAUCCCCAAGAGGUUCCACCCUCCCACCGUGGUGGGCCCCAUGGGAAGCGCAGCAGCCUGUGCUCGRCUCUUGUCCUUGGAUCCCUCUCAGUGCAGUCAUGCCUUGGCCAUCGCUGCUUCUCUGGCUGGAGCUCCCAUGGCCAACGCUGCCACUCAGUCCAAACCCCUUCAUAUUGGCAACGCCUCCCGUUUGGGGCUUGAAGCUGCUCUGCUGGCCUCUCGAGGCCUGGAGGCCAGUCCUCUGGUCCUGGAUGCUGUAGCAGGAGUGGCGGGCUUUAAUGCCUUUUAUGAAGAUUAUGCCCCACAAGCUUUAAAAUCCCCCAMUGAUGAUGGCCACAUGUUCCUCCUAGAGGAGCAGGAUAUGGGCUUUAAGCGUUUUCCUGCUCAUCUGGGGAUGCACUGGGUGGCAGAUGCUGCAGCCUCGGUCCACAAGCUCCUUGUGGGCGUGGAUCCAGGACAGGUGUCCCCACAUCAGGUGCAGGACAUCCUGCUCAGAGUCCCUCUGUCUAAAUACAUCAACAGGCCUUUCCCAGAGUCAGAGCACGAGGCACGCCACUCCUUCCAGUUUAACGCCUGCAGCGCUCUCCUGGAUGGCGAGGUGACCGUUCAGUCCUUCAGCCCGGCUGCCAUGAACCGGCCCGAGCUGCACGCCCUUCUGAGCCGCGUCCGCCUGGAGCAUCCUCAGGACAACCCCGCUAAUUUCAACCGGAUGUACGGCGAAGUCCAGGUGYCUCUAGUUGGYGGAGACAUUCUAAAAGGGCGCUGUGACACCUUCUAUGGUCACUGGCGCAACCCGCUGACCAACGAGAGCCUGAGGAAGAAGUUCAGAAACAACGCAGGCYUGGUGCUUCCAUCAGAGAGGGUUGAGGGUCUGAUUGAGGCCGUGGAGGAGCUGGACAGACUGAAGGACUGCAGAGCUCUUCUCUCACAGCUGC